AUUCAUGAGAGUUAUUUAUCAACUACUACUACAUAGCAAGUGAAAUGCCAGGUGGUAAAGGAGGAGGUGGCGGCGGUAAAGGCGGCGGUGGUGGAGGUGCUAAAGGUGGUGGUGGUGGAGGAAGUGCUGGUGCCAAAGGUGGCGGUGGUGGAGGAAGUGCUGGUGCCAAAGGUGGCAGCGGUGGUGGCUCCACUAAGGGAAGUGGUGGCGGGAUGAUGAAGGCGCCAGGUGGUGGAGGGGCUUAUAUUUCAAGGCCUAGUUUUGAGAGCAAUCCCAAGCUUUAUUUCUCUGGUCUCCACUUCGGACAAAAGGGAAAAUGACUUCUUAAAAAUAAAUAAAUUAAAACUUUAUGUCUAUGAUAGUGUGUGGGCUUUUUAUUUUCUUUUGGUUUUAUAUGUAUUUCGUUGCCUGGUUACUAUUUGCUUAUGUUUUGGGGAAAUAUUUAGUGCUUUACAUCGAAUAUAAUGGAGCAUGUACAAAGUUCUGUAUUAAAAGUUAAGUUAAUGAAUAUGGAAUAACUUAAUUAUGCUUCUAA
This is a messenger RNA of Lycium barbarum (goji berry), 535 nucleotides long. RefSeq names its product glycine-rich protein DOT1-like. The coding region runs from base 45 to 320 and encodes 91 amino acids. Lineage: Eukaryota; Viridiplantae; Streptophyta; Magnoliopsida; Solanales; Solanaceae. The record is from RefSeq and is a predicted model, not a curated record. The transcript has a single exon.